Micropterus salmoides (largemouth bass) is the source of this 775-nucleotide messenger RNA. RefSeq names its product fucolectin-like. The record is from RefSeq and is a predicted model, not a curated record. Bases 154 to 699 code for a protein of 181 amino acids. NCBI's taxonomy places the organism in Eukaryota, Metazoa, Chordata, Actinopteri, Centrarchiformes, Centrarchidae. The transcript has 5 exons.
AAAAAAAGAUGUAUUUACAAGGUUUGCGAACACCACCUAUGUGACUAGGAUGUUCAUUAAACAAACAAUACUCUGCAGAAAAGUAUAAAAGAACUGCUCUCUAUGCACACAUGCAGAUCAUAGCUGCUUCCAGGGUGUUUGAAAACUACAAGGAUGAUUUCUCCAGGUGUGGUCUUUGUCUUAUUGGCUGUUCUGGGACAGACAAGUGGCUUUUCUGUAUCCUUGGUCAAAUCAUGUAAUACUUUGGUGGAGGUCACUGAUCAGCGUUCAGAUACAAAUAUUGCUAAAGGUGGGAAAGCGACUCAGUCCUCGCUGUUUGAGAAUGCUGUCCCUGAAAGGGCCGUUGAUGGAAAUCGUGCUAGCAACUGGCCAGAGGGUUCCUGUACACACACACAAAAGGAUCAAAAUCCAUGGUGGAGUCUGGACCUCCUGAAAACGUAUAAGAUCAACACUGUCACAAUCACCAACAGAAAAGAUUGUUGCCCCGAAAGGCUCAAUGGUGCUGAGAUCCGCAUCGGAAAUUCCAUCAUCGACAACCGCAAUGCUAAUCCCAGAUGUGCAGUGAUCUCAUCUAUCGCUGCUGGGGCCUCACAAACCUUUGUUUGUAAUGGAAUGGAAGGCCGUUAUGUAAACAUUGUGAUUCCUGGAAGACAAGAAUACCUGACACUGUGUGAGGUGGAGGUCACUGGUCAGCCUUAGUAUGCAGUUUACUUUAAAGCCUAUUAAUUCAAACUUUCUGCUUCUUUUCCUUCAAUAAAGUGUGCUUACUUGUCAA